This is a messenger RNA of Drosophila elegans, 773 nucleotides long. It is a transcript of the gene Vps29, whose product is annotated as vacuolar protein sorting-associated protein 29. Gene Ontology annotation, biological process: intracellular protein transport; retrograde transport, endosome to Golgi. The transcript has a single exon. Lineage: Eukaryota; Metazoa; Arthropoda; Insecta; Diptera; Drosophilidae. The record is from RefSeq and is a predicted model, not a curated record. Gene Ontology annotation, cellular component: endosome; retromer complex. The coding region runs from base 91 to 639 and encodes 182 amino acids.
UGCAUUCGAUAUCGCAGUCUAUCGUAAUAUUUGCUGGGCGUUUCACAAUUUUUUUUGUGAAACAAAACAAAGCUCUUUAAAAAGGACAAGAUGUUAGUUUUGGUACUUGGCGACCUGCACAUUCCGCACCGAUGCAGCAGUCUGCCGGCCAAGUUCAAGAAGCUGCUGGUGCCGGGCCGCAUCCACCACAUCCUGGCCACCGGGAACAUUUGCACCAAGGAGUCCUACGACUAUCUGAAAUCCCUGGCCAACGAUGUACACAUAGUGCGUGGCGAUUUCGACGAGAAUCUCACGUACCCGGAGCAGAAGGUGGUCACGGUGGGCCAGUUCCGGAUUGGACUGUGCCACGGCCACCAGGUGGUCCCACGCGGCGAUCCCGAGGCACUGGCCCUCAUCCAGCGACAAUUGGACGUAGACAUCCUCAUCACAGGACACACGUACAAAUUCGAGGCCUACGAGCACGGCAACAAGUUCUACAUUAAUCCUGGAUCAGCGACCGGUGCCUUCAAUCCGCUGGACACCAAUGUGGUGCCCUCGUUCGUUCUCAUGGACAUCCAGAGCACCACGGUGGUCACGUACGUUUACCAACUGAUUGGCGAUGAGGUCAAGGUGGAACGGAUCGAGUACAAGAAAUCCUAGGGUCCCAGUAUUAGCCACCAGCCAUUCCCAAACCUCACAACAUACCCCUUGAUCCCCGCGAGCUUGGCUUUAUUAAACAAAUUGUAAAUGUACGUAGCAAUAAAUCAAGUUCACAUUUUUUUAUCUGAUAAAAA